This is a messenger RNA of Emiliania huxleyi CCMP1516, 408 nucleotides long. RefSeq lists its product as hypothetical. The transcript has a single exon. The record is from RefSeq and is a predicted model, not a curated record. Lineage: Eukaryota; Haptophyta; Isochrysidales; Noelaerhabdaceae. The annotation marks the transcript as partial.
AUGAAGGAGCGCGACGCCGCCGAGAUCACGGUGCCCAAGACGGAUCUCGCCAGCUUCACCGCCUUCAUCGACUACCUCUGCACCGACCAGCUCGACCUCGGCGAGGGGGAGGGCGAGCAGGCGCGGCGCGCGCUCGUGCUGCGGGAGCUGGCGCAGAUGUACCAGGUGCCGCGCCUCGAGCUGCUCUGCGCGCAGGCGCUGCAGGAGAGCGUCGGGCCGGCGAGCGCGGUGCCGCUGCUCGAGGCGGCGCACACGACGGGCGACGGGCGGCUCCUCGCGCAGUGCCGCCGCUUCGUGGCCGACCACGCCGCCGAGGUGCGGGCGAGCGGCGGCGUGGAGCAGUUGCGCGACCUGGGCGUGGCCAAGGGGCUGCUCGGCGACGCGCUCGACCAGGUGGCGGAGCUGAAG